Molecule: messenger RNA, 2738 nt
Organism: Dermochelys coriacea (leatherback sea turtle)
Lineage: Eukaryota; Metazoa; Chordata; Testudines; Dermochelyidae
Exons: 6
Biological process (GO): cytoskeleton-dependent cytokinesis
Cellular component (GO): dynactin complex
Source: RefSeq, a predicted model, not a curated record
CAUACCAUCUCCAUGGCAACAGUGGGAGCUGGGGGGCAGGGCCUGCGGGGACUCAUCAUCGGAUUUAACCGCCCCCGCCUUCGCCUGUCAAUUCGGGAGAGGCCGCGUUCGAUUGGCUCCUGUCACGGAGAAGUCCCGCCCCCGCUUCCGGCCUGCCGGGCAGCAGAUGGCUUGGUGAAAGUUCAGGUGGCUUUGGGGACCGUUGCAAGCAAAAGAGAGAGGAUUAAAAUUUUGUAUAAGAAAAUUGAAGAUUUAAUAAAAUACCUGGAUCCUCAGUACAUUGAUUGAAUGGCUGUUCCCAAUGCCAUGAAACUGCAGUUCAUCUUAGCAGCUGCUCCUGACCGUGCUGCCAAGCUGCAGCGACUUGCUCAAAUCCACAUACAGCAGCAGGCAGUCGGAGUUCAUUACAAGCAACAAGUCCAAGAUAAUGAAACACCGGAUGUAUCAACAUCUGCACGCAGACAUCGGGACCAUGUUUGGCGGCAUGCUGCACACAGUUAAAGAAAUCAUGGAGAAGAGCUACACCCCAGGAGAGAUGUGCCACCAGUGAUUCCAUUGAAAUGUCACAGACAUAUGAACUUGGCAGAACAGAGGGGAGACCAUCACCGGAGACCAUUGUUCUUUUCUUUUGCAAACCUUCCAGCUACUAUUUCACAAGUAGAGCACAUCUGUCCACUCUGUGGAUUCUCUUGCACUGCUUUCAAAUGCCCUUAUUCAAAAACCUUCUCAAGAACCAGUUCUUCAGUGAUGGACCUACAGCAUUAGCCCACGAAUUAAAGGUCGGUUGAGGGGCAGCCAGGUAUGGAGAAUAUGCAUUUUGACAAGCUGUUCUGCUCUGAUGAGUCAUUGGAGUGGGGGACUGGACCCAGUGUCCCUAUGGCUCAGUGGGUCACAGCUGACUGUGCCAAAUUCCGGACAAACCCCUGUGAAAUAGGGCAGACUCACCGCAAACUGGUGGUGGCUCUCUUACUGGAGCAUACCAAACUAGUAACAAAAGUAAACUUCUUCUGUCUCGCCACGCUGGUCAACAAGAAGUCAAAAAUGCAGUGUCCUCAGACACUCCAGCCCUUGUCUCACCAUCCAGAUACUGGAUUCUAUGAUGAGUGAUUACCGAAGACCAAUUUAAUCAAAUAUAGGGUCCUUCUAAUCUCAAGAGAUCAGCCACUUAGCCUGGUCAAUAUAUACCUCAGAUCUUACCCAAUAAUCACGCUGAUUCCAAUCCUUGAGUAACUAAAAACUAAAGUUUAAUCAUAAAAGAAGAAGAAGAAAGUUGGCAAUUAUUUGUAUGUGUAUGAUUUAUUAACUAUUAACAAGUCCUUAUAUCAGGUUUGCAGCAGUGAUGGAAUAGACUGCUGGCUUGGAAAGUCUCUCUCUGGUAACUUCCAAAAGAUUGGAAGGUCUUCAGGCCAUAGUUCAAAAUGCUCUUUUUAGUUGUAAAUCCAGUCCAGAGGAUCAGGGCAGGAAAGAGGCAAAAUGGUGAUAGCUCCGGGGUCUUUUAUAGCCUUUGCCACAUGCCUGGAAAUGCACUGUCUCUACUUGGGGAAAGGUACUGGCCUAAGAUGGAGUCCAGGGUCAAAUGAGCAAAUCACAUGUCCUUACGUAGCUUGAUGACUCUCGGGGUAGCCAUUGCCCAUAUUCUUGCUGAGGUGUCCACAGGAAGAACUAUCUGGGUGGAGUGAGUUUCUUCUAUGUCCCAUUGUGAGAGCUAAGUGUCCUUGAUGUGCCAUCAAUAGAUAGCUGUCUGGUCUUAAUGUCUAUUUUACCUGGUGGCUGUUCCCUAGGAAUACAAUGCGUAUGUAUGAUGCUAGUACAUAGCCAAUAUUCAUAACUUCUGAUACAAAAAUGAUAGAUGCGUAUAAACAGGAUCAUCAGACUUAGCAAAUCAGAAUUUUUCCACUGACACCUUAUGUGACCUACUUUGUAGAAGAUUUGAGGCAAUAUAAAUGUUAUAAAUGGUCAUCUUAUUACACAGCGUCACACCCAGGUCUCUCGCCUCCCAGGUAGACUCCCUAACCAUUAGACUACAGACUCAUUCUCAGUUUACAAUUCAGCACAUCUCCAAGCCACUCUCUCCCUCUGGGCAAUGUAACUAGUGCCCCAGAGGAUUUUGCUAUGGGCAUGGCUACACUCAAAACUUCAAAGCGCUACCGUGGGAGCGCUCCUGCGGCAGUGCUUUGAAGUGUGAGUGUGGUCACGCGCCAGUGCUGGGAGAGAGUGCUCCUGGUACUCCACCUCCACGAGGGGCACUGUUUACACUGGCACGUUACAGCGCUAUAACUUGCUAUGCUCGGGGGGGGGGGAGUGUUUUUUUCACACCCCUGGGCAAGAAUGUUGCAGCGCUGUAAAGUGCCCGUGUAGCCAGAGCCUUUAUCUGAGUAUCCGCCUUUUUAACUUUUUCAACUGGAAUUGUACAGUGGGAAAAGUCAAGAAGAGAGACUUGCUUUGUAUGUUCUGUUUACAAGCUAUCAGGCCUCUUCUCUUAACAACUCUGCACCAGCUUAAGGAAGUCUUUUCAGCUGAGGUGGUAAUUUUAUCACUACUAACACUAUUCGUUUCUAUAGUACUUUGUGUCUGAAUACCUCAAAGUUCUUUACAAAUAACAGCUAAUUAGGUAACUCCCUUCUCUUCAUGUGUCAGUAUAAUAGUGCCUGUAUCUCUAAUUUUCACCCCAUGCAGCAGAAGAACUGGGUUUUUUACCCCCGAAAGCUUAUGCCUAAAUAAAUCUAUUUAGUCUUUAA